Messenger RNA from Tetrahymena thermophila SB210, 444 nucleotides. RefSeq names its product transmembrane protein, putative. NCBI's taxonomy places the organism in Eukaryota, Ciliophora, Oligohymenophorea, Hymenostomatida, Tetrahymenidae. The record is from RefSeq and is a predicted model, not a curated record. The transcript has a single exon.
AUGAUCGUAUUUUCUUUUAAAUAUUUCAUUUCUUCAAUAGAAUUGAGGUAGUCUUUCUCUAUUUUAAUGAAGACUCUUUAGUUGAAAGUGUCUAGCGUCUUUCCUCUCCCUAUUAGAGAGUAAGAUUUUUUAUGUUAGAGUGAAAAUUAUGGUUUAUUUUCAUUUAUAUGCGCUUCUUUCUAAUAAUUAAGCAUUCUCCAUCCAAAAACUAGUUAGGCUUUGAAAUUUCUAAUACAAAAAAUAACAAAAACGAACUAAAAAGAUUUAUUAUAUUCCCUUUUUAAACAACAAAAAAAUCACCAUUCAUUUAUUAUAAAUUUAAUAAUGCAUUUUGCAAAGCUUUUUGCGACCAUCAUUUUCUUUUUUAAAUUCAUAAAUUAUUUUAACUUUAUUUCUCAUAAUACUAUGAUAAAUUUCUUAUAUCAAACUGGGCUAAUAAUUUGA